This is a messenger RNA of Durusdinium trenchii, 2516 nucleotides long. NCBI's taxonomy places the organism in Eukaryota, Dinophyceae, Suessiales, Symbiodiniaceae. The record is from the annotation of a GenBank genome assembly.
CGGUGGAUUCGGACGACGACGAGGUGCGGACGAGACGAACUCGCGGACCGGGGUGGAUGACCCUCGCUGUCCGGUUUGCAGUUUAGAAGCGGUGCUUGAUCCCGGCCAGGAAGUUCUUUGCACAAAGGAAAGAGGCUCCUAGGAGCUUCAGAGAGAUCGAUUCACCUUUUCGGCCCCAAUCUCGCCCCUUGGAAGACUCAAAUAUUCCAAUGACCAAUGCCUGUCUCUCCCACCGAAUUCAGGCGCCUCGGCGGCCUCACUCCAUCCACACACGACCGAUGGCUAUUCAUUUUAACAGUGCCAGAAGCUUGAGAUCUCGAGCUUCUACGGUCGGAUCGAGCCUGGCUUCCUCUGGAAAGACACACGAAAUCAUCGGACCCUUCUGCUGCCGCACAUCCCUGAUGUCCGAAUUUUCCCACUGACGCCGAAUUUCACCGACAAAAACAGGAGCUGCUGGACUUCCAGAUCGAUCGCACUGUCUCCGAGCCUCACGUGCCUCAGGCCGUAUGGAAGGCCGGUCGGUGGGUCGGUCGGUAUUUCGCGUGCCAAUUGCCGAAAGUGGUGAUGAGAAGGGGGAAGCUGGGCUUGCGGCUUUGGACUUUGGACUUGUUCUUGUUGUUCCUGCAGUGUGCAACAACAAGUGGUUGUGGUUGUUGUCGUUGUCAAACACACCCUUUCGACAUGUUGGAGGUAGAUGUGAGUCAAGUACCCCAGCUGGCCCAGGAUAAAUCUAGUUCACCUCUUAAGGAGUGUGGAGUUGUGACACUUCAGAUGUGAAGAUGUGUGUCGCACUGCGUCAGAGAGCAUUCCACUACCAGUUGAAGACGUGGAGGUUAGUGAAGUAGCAAAAAGGGUUAGACACAAGAAGAUCCCGCCAACAGUGAGCGAAGAAGAGUAUAAUACCCAGAUGUUGACGCUUUUGCCUUUCAGGUUUUGGUGUACUUUUUGCCUCAGAGGCAAGACUGGUGAAGAUGAUCAUAGGUCAGUUGGUGACCGACCAGCAAGUGAACUUCCAAGGUUUUGCAGAUUAUAUACAGUUUCUUCUCACGGUCGUUUAACAAGGACACUUUAGACAUUGAGGAGCUCAAGACAGAGCCCAAGGCAAACGAAGAGUUGAUGACGAAUUUGGAGGACAUGUUGAGAGCAGACGUGCUAUUCUCUCAACUCUUUCUCCAAAGAUGACCAAGCACUUUGCCGUCGAUCUUGGACGUCGAAUUUGGAGGACAAGCAAUGAAGGGGAAGCUUUUGAACAGAACCAUCGAACACAUACCAGGUAGUAUCGGCUUCAACUUCGUCCGCAUUUGAAGUACGCCAAAGAGAUAACCCAACUGGGAUUGCAAGGCGCAAGAGGAUCGGAUCUUCCAACGUCAACAGGUGUUGGGCGCACAACGUCCGAGAGCAGUUUCGGCGCUUGGAUAGACCCGCCAUCCAGUGUGCAGCUUGUGAGCGAUGUCCCUGGCAUGUCCCAGCCAAAGGUGAUCGAUGGCGUCGGAGCAAAGGACGAACGAAGCAUACGAUUGAAAGUUGGAUAUUGCUACUAGUAACAAGUGCAUUAACUACUAGUAACUAGUAGCAAGAAGCUACUAGUAACUAGAUCCAAGAGGCCCCGAAGGAAGUGUGGGUCUCUCACAGGCUCCGACUGGGCAGCCGACGCCACUCGAGGAUCGAUGCCUUGCAGCGUGGAGGGAUUUGGUGAGCGCCUCAUGGACCAUGGACCUUGCGAACGGCAAAGUGCAGAGGCUCCAAGUUCCGGUGAGACAGAGCACUACGCGAUGACACGUGGUGCCGCCAGUGGAAUCCACACUACCAGCCGUUUGAAGGCCUUGGAUACAAACUGUUGCAAGUCAUGAAGUGUGACUCCAGUGCUGCGCGAGGCAUUGGGUCAAUAAAUGCAGGAAAAAAGCAAAGCGCUUGAGUAUCAAACGGCUCUGGCUUCAAGACCAUGUGUGCAGUGGGGACAUCAAACUCGACAACAUUGAGACGUUGUUCAACUGGAGUGACCUUGGAACAUAGGCACUGACAUGGGAAAGGUCUUCUAGCCUCAUUAGGCAGCAGACACCUCUCAAAAUCGUCACAUUAAUUGACAAGCGUAGUCCAGGAAUGAAAGGAGAGUGAGAUGAAGCAGCAAAGGAUGAGACAGACUUUGAUGUCGUUUCCUUCCUGUUUGUCAUGGUGGCUAUGUUAUGUUGGUGUUGUUGGUGAUGGUCGGGCAUGCGUCUUUCCAGGAAGACGGUCGGCGCCGGCGCACGCGAUUCCACAUGUCAACCAGGAUGUGGACCUGCAGAGGACUCCGCCUCCCAAGGCGGGUGAGGACAUGCUGCACCGUGACGCGACGAGGACGCCGGAGGACAAGCUCCAAGGGGUUCGUCGUUUGCGUUGGGUGCCGGAGAACGGCAAAUGUGAGCUCCCGAAGUAGCUGGUGGAGAACCAGUGGUGGAUGAGGAUUCUGAUGCGGAUCCUACAAUUCGUUGCAUUAGACUGUGGCAUACCGGUCCGCAAAGGUUGGAGAUGCGGCC